AUGGCGAAGAAGGGAGGAGUUCAGCAGCUUCAGACGGAAAUCAAUACGGACGAUGAGUUUGAAAAAUUCCUCGAACGUGAUGGUUUGCUCGUGAUGGACGUGUACACGGAAUGGUGCGGCCCUUGCGUUGGCAUGAUCGGCAGCCUGAAGAAAAUCAAGCUCGAGCUGGGUGGCGACAACCUGCAGCUGGCGAUUUGUAAGACGGAUGAAAUAACGGCACUGAAACGAUUCCGGAACAAAAGCGAACCGACGUGGCUCUUUGCAUCGCACGGUAAAAUAGUGAAUCUUAUGUUCGGUACCAAUGUGCCGAAGCUUAUCAACAUGAUCACCGAGGAGCUGGACACGGAGCUGAAGUGUCGGGCCGGCGAACUCGAGCGCAACUACUUCGAGCUGUGGGAGCUGACGCCGGAAGAGCAGGAGCGGGAAGACGUGCGGCAGGAGCGCGAGGAGGAGGUGCAGCGCAUCGAGAAGGAGGCGGCCGCCAAGAAGCGGCUCGACUACAUCACGCACGUGACGGACGAGAUUAUGGCGAACAUACCGGACAUGGGCAUCACGCUGUUUAUGCCGCACGUGCACAAGGACGUGUUCAAGAAGCUGCACGAUCACGCCGAGAAGCACGAUCUGCAUAUGAAGGAGAAGCGGCUGGUGCACCUGAACCCGAAGAUGCUGGAAGUGCUGCACUUCGAGUGCGAGAACCGGCUGGCGGACGAUGUGUUCGAGCAGAUCUACUACAAGGACAUUCAGGCGUACGUGUGGAAGCUGAACGAGGGUGAAACGCGUGCCCCGGAGGAGGUGAUCGGGGCGUUCGUGCAGAUUAUCACCGAACCGGUCGAGGUGCUGGACGCGGAUGGCAACGUGGAGAAGGUGAUUCCGCGCAUGAUCGAGCCACUCGAGAUGCUGUACAACGCGAACGAUGGCACGUGGAAGAUGGUUACGAAGUUGCCACCACAAAAGAGUGCUAGCUCGAUUGCGACGGCCACCUCGUCCGAUUCGUCACAGAACGUGUCGAAAGAGACGUUCGAUGAGGACACAUGCCCGAAGCUGAUCAUACCGGGCGUGUGGACUCCGACAAAUCGCCGUGCGAAUGCGGCACUGUUCUAUCUCCUCUUCAGGCAUCUGACGGAGCAAUUUCUACCACCGGAUCCGAUCCCGGAGCCACCCCACAUCUGCAUGGUGUUUGACGCGUACAAGAAGCGUGACGUGCUGGAGGUGGCCAUGAACGACAAAUACAAAACGCAGGUUAUGGCGUUCGGGUACUUCACGACCGGCGACCCCAAAACGGCCGAACUGAUCGCCAAAACCACCGAACGCUACAUGACGAAGAAGCCCAACGUGAACGACAAGCUGAUCAUGAAGGUGUCGAAGGCGACCAGCCACGCAAUGCUUGCGCUAACCGCGAUGGGACCGUGCUACGUCAGCCAGAACGCGGUCGAGGGUCAGGAGGAGUGUGCGGCCCUUUUCCCACCGAACUACAACUUCGUGGAGGAGGAGAACGAAACGGGCGAGGUGGAGAAAAAGAAGCAUAAGAAGAAACGUCGUGGAAAGAAGAGCGACAGCUCGGUGUCGUCGGCGGUCGACUCUGCCGUCUCGACGACGCCGUCCGCCGAACCGGGUGCCGAUGGGCAGAGCGAGCUGGCAACGAUCGGCGAAGGCUCGACGGGUGAGGAAGGUGAGACCACCUCGUCAUCACAGAACUCACCGGAGAAAACGGGCGGUGCCGACGAUGAUGGUGGGGCAAACUAA
Messenger RNA from Anopheles coustani, 1743 nucleotides. RefSeq lists its product as uncharacterized. NCBI's taxonomy places the organism in Eukaryota, Metazoa, Arthropoda, Insecta, Diptera, Culicidae. The coding region runs from base 1 to 1743 and encodes 580 amino acids. The record is from RefSeq and is a predicted model, not a curated record. The transcript has 5 exons.